UAAUAGAGAAGAGAUAGAUAGGGUAAAUAGGAAAAUAGAAUAAAUAGGCUCGUGAAUGUGAAACUACGUUCAUGCAAAAAUAGCUGUGACGCGUGUCCAUGAGAGUGCGCAGCAUUCGCAGGUGAAACUUAACCUACCGCACAUCCCGUUCUCGUCCACCCAAGACGCCAGCAUCGUCGGUUUGUGUGUCGUAUAUCACGAUCACCCCGGUGGUGAAACGUUCUCAGAAAACUUCUUCAGAGAGUUCCACAAGUCCUCCCCAGGGUCCAGUCGUGACUCCACCACGCACAUCUCCACGAGAUCCAGAAAUUAUCAUAAACUGGAGGGUUGUAAAGUGAGGACGAGGGAGAAAAAACGAGUGAUGACUGAUAAAUCAAGUAACGGUGAUUACAAGUAUCAGAUGGACGACGAAGGAGGUGGAGCUGGAAGUGGUGGUGAGGAUCAGCCGAGAAUACCUCUGGAAAAGGAUCGAGACGAGAAGGAUCAUCAGACGGACAAAGUUGGGGAGUAUAUGAGGGAGUUACUCGCUGAGAAACUUGCACUUGAUCCCCAGAAGUGGCCCAAUGCCCUGCGCCUCAUCGACCAAGAGAUUCAGAAGACACAGGCCAUUGGAAAACCAAUUCGGGACCCUAAGUAUGUGGAUAUCUACAGGGAGAAACCGAUCAGGGUGUCUGUCAAGGUCCUAGUUCCCGUGCGAGAACAUCCGAAGUUCAACUUUGUUGGAAAAUUAUUGGGGCCAAAGGGUAACUCAAUGAAACGUCUCCAAGAGGAAACCAUGUGUAAAAUGGCGGUAUUGGGCCGUGGAUCGAUGAAAGACAGACAAAAGGAGGAGGAAUGCAGACAAUCCCUGGACCCAAAAUACGCUCACCUUGCUGACGAUCUUCACGUGGAAAUAGCAGCCCUUGCACCACCAGCCGAGGCCCAUGCUAGAAUUGCAUUCGCUCUCGCCGAAGUGCGAAAGUACCUCAUACCGGACAACAACGAUAACAUCAGACAGGAGCAGAUGAGGGAGAUGGAGCUCAGCAUGUCGGAUGAUCCUGGCUCCAGUGAUGAGAGACGACCCAGUUCAAGAUCCGCCGGGAUCCUGAGACCGAGCAGCCGACCUGCACCCCCCAGGUCCUCUCGAGCUAUGCUACCGCCUCCAUCCUCUCGUGGACCAAUAACUCGUCCUGUACCCGCAAAAACCAAGGUGUUUUCCAUUCUGGAUCGUGCCAGAGUGGCCAUGGAUCAGAGUUACGGAUACGAGGAUCCGGCACCACAUCCACCACCCAGCCGAUCUCACCACGACUAUGAUUACCAUGGAUCAUCCAGCAGCAGCAGCAGAUAUGAUCGGCACUAUUCGCCUCCUUCCUCGGCUUAUAGAGACGAUGUCUACUCCUCUUCAAGAUACAGCACGUAUGAUUAUGAUGAUGAUCCACCACCACACUCGUCUCAUGAUUACUAUGACAGCUCUGAUUAUCCGGAGGAAUCUUCCGGCAGAGCUUGGAAAUCGUACAAGACAACGACGACCUCUGGUUCCGCGUCACGCUAUCGUUCAGCCCCAUACACACGACCUAGCAAGUAAAUAUGCGUUUUUUUUACCUUACUUUCAGUGCAAAGGAAAAUACGGAAUAUUCAUUUAAUUGAAUAAUUGAAUUCUAAUCGGUCUGGCUAAUUUAUUUAUAUAACGGACUUGUGAAAUUUCUAAAUUAAUCUCGAAAAAAAAAAAUUAUUUUAUGAUAAUUAACAAAAACGAUUUUUUUAAACACAUAAUUGUCACACCAGGAUCGAGGUGAGAAUUAAACGUAAGACGUCGUAGUUAAGAAGAAAUUGACUAAAUAAAUUGACACGAAUAAAUUUUAAAAAAUCAUCAAAAUACAACAGAUGAAAUUAACUGGGAAGCAGAAGUGGAAAUUUAUAAAGAGAUAGAUUGGCAGAUAAGCCACCUAAACUAAUUAAAAUUGAUAAUAUUUGUAAAAAAACAAUCAAUUAUGGAAAUUACAAUAUUCUGAUGCGUGGGGUAUAUCUUUUAAUCAAUUUAUAAUUAAACUAUAUGAAACUAUUUAGUAUGAUAGUUCUAUAAAUAAUCAAUUUUUAUUGAGAUAAAAACCACUAACAUGAGAAAAUGAACAAAAAAUGCUACGAAAUUAUUCGUGUGUGUAAUAAUAUUAAAAUCAUAUUAAAUGUCAGCUUCUUAUAAACGUAAUAAUCACUAAAACAUCACAUAGACAGCAUCACUUACAUAGCUAUUGUGGAUAUAUAUAAAAAUCAUGAAAACAAGUUACAUUCAAUCUCUUCUCGCAAAGUGGUCGUUAGGAUAAUUACAGUCAAGAAAUAGGUAUUUCAAUAAAAUGAGCAAGAAAAAAUGGACAUAUAAACUGUAUUUCAUCCGUAAAUCCAUUAAUCUCUGUAAAUGUUAAAUUACCGAGAAAUUUCAUUUAUUAAUAAAAUAAUAAUCCACACAAGACAAAUGACCUCCAGUCGAUAAAAAAUAUCAAAUAAACAAAAUCCUGUGCCCAAAAAUAAUUAAAUAAAGAGAGUAAUUCAGAGAA
Molecule: messenger RNA, 2531 nt
Organism: Diachasmimorpha longicaudata
Lineage: Eukaryota; Metazoa; Arthropoda; Insecta; Hymenoptera; Braconidae
Product: KH domain-containing, RNA-binding, signal transduction-associated protein 3-like
Exons: 8
Coding region: 362-1564 (400 amino acids)
Biological process (GO): regulation of alternative mRNA splicing, via spliceosome
Cellular component (GO): nucleus
Molecular function (GO): mRNA binding
Source: RefSeq, a predicted model, not a curated record